Pantherophis guttatus is the source of this 552-nucleotide messenger RNA. The record is from RefSeq and is a predicted model, not a curated record. Lineage: Eukaryota; Metazoa; Chordata; Lepidosauria; Squamata; Colubridae.
CGUGUAAAGCGACCAAUGAAAAACGCAGCCCGGCGCCACCAAUCGCCCGAGAGGAACCAGAUUUAUUCCACAAUCUGCCCAAUCGAAACCAAGCCUCGGCGGCGCGUGACCUCCCGGCAGCCAACCAAUAGGAACCCCGCUUGGAAGGAAGGAAGCGUUUACACCAUGGGCAACGUCCUGGCUGCCAGCUCUCCGGCACCCCCUCCUACAGUGUCAGGGCCAGGCUCGGGCCUAGUAUCGGUACCGCCGGGUUUCACCAUGCCUCCUGUCACCGGAUUGGUUCCCCCCGUGCAAGAUCGCAGUGCAGAAGAAAAAUGCGACCAGCUCCCUAACCCCGGCACUUUUGAGGAAUGUCAUCGGAAAUGCAAAGAAUUGUUUCCUAUCCAAAUGGAGGGGGUGAAAUUAACGGUAAACAAAGGUCUCAGCAAUCACUUUCAGGUCAAUCAUACGGUGGCCCUCAGCACAGUCGGGGAUUCCAAUUAUCACUUCGGGGCGACGUAUGUCGGGACAAAGCAACUAAGCCCCACAGAGGUAAGUCGAUAUAAUACCUAA